UUAUAACUGAACCAAUAUUUUUGGUCACAAUACUUCUUCAUCCAUAUCUUUGUGCUCGGUUCAUCACUUCUAUUUCCGUUUAUUUCUUUCAAAUAUGGCAAACAUCAAUGCCGGAGUGAUAUGUUUGAUGUUCCUCUCUCUCUUGCUAUUUAUUUCUAAUGCCGAAAAUUCAUUGCCAUUUUUGAAAACUAAAGUCAUCGGACCACACCUAAAGGUGUCGAAGCUCCACUUCUACGUCCAAGACAUAGCCGGCGGCGACAAUCCCACAGUUUACGAGGUUGCCCGAGCCUCGAUAACCGGGAAUUCCUCGGUGAGGUUCGGUCAAGUCAAAGUGAUGGACCACCUAAUCACGGCUGAAGCCGACCAGGCUUCAGCCGUGGUGGGGCGAGUCCAGGGGCUCAUAACUUCUGCGGAUCUCGGAGUUAUGGGCUUUGCCACCAACCUCAACUUUUAUUUCACUGUUGGGGAGUACAAUGGGAGCACCAUCAGCAUUGUCGGACGGAAUGAAAUCGGCCAGGCGACACGAGAGCUGCCCGUUGUGGGCGGGACCGGCCUCUUCCGGUUCGCCACCGGGUAUUCGAUAAGCUCCACUUAUUCCUACGAUGCGGCUACUAGUCACUCUGUGAUUGAGUACACGUUUUAUGUGAAAACGGCUGGCGCAAGGUUGAAGAAUAUUGAACAUGAGUUCAUGUGAUUGUUUUAUUGUUCUUUUAUUUGUCUUCUUGUUGUAAUAAAACGUGCUCUGUAUUACGGUAUUGUAAUGUGAAAUGCGCAUGUUCUUUGUGUUUGAUUCA
This is a messenger RNA of Salvia hispanica, 794 nucleotides long. The record is from RefSeq and is a predicted model, not a curated record. Lineage: Eukaryota; Viridiplantae; Streptophyta; Magnoliopsida; Lamiales; Lamiaceae.